Nipponia nippon (crested ibis) is the source of this 696-nucleotide messenger RNA. It is a transcript of the gene UFM1, whose product is annotated as ubiquitin fold modifier 1. Gene Ontology annotation, biological process: protein K69-linked ufmylation. Gene Ontology annotation, cellular component: cytoplasm; nucleus. The record is from RefSeq and is a predicted model, not a curated record. Lineage: Eukaryota; Metazoa; Chordata; Aves; Pelecaniformes; Threskiornithidae.
GUGUCGGUGGGGAGCGGCGGCGGCAACGCUCGGCGGCAGCAUGUCGAAGGUCACCUUUAAAGUAACGCUCACCUCGGACCCGCGGCUGCCCUACAAAGUGUUAAGUGUGCCUGAAAGUACACCUUUCACAGCUGUCUUGAAGUUUGCUGCAGAAGAAUUCAAAGUUCCUGCAGCAACAAGUGCCAUUAUAACAAAUGAUGGAAUAGGAAUAAACCCUGCACAGACAGCAGGAAAUGUAUUUCUAAAGCAUGGUUCAGAUCUACGGAUUAUUCCCAGAGAUCGAGUUGGGAGUUCUUAACGUCUACUGAAAGCUUUGGAAUAAAUGACGUUGCCAUGCAGCAAAAGUCUAUUUAUUUUGGAACUCCAAAAUGCAACUAAUGAAUUGGCCUUUUUUGAAGCUAGCAAAAAUGACUUCCCAGGAUUUUAUUUUUUCUAAACAAAGAUCAGGUUUCAUUUUCUUGUUAAAAUAUAUUAACUUAUGCACUGAUUCUUCCUUGGCUAGUAGAAGAAUGGGCUGAUUCCAUGUUAUGUUCCUGAAAGAAAGAUGGAUUUCUCUAUAGGUGUUACUGACACCACAAGGGUAAACACACAGCCAUGAUCAAUAGAUAUUUAAAAUACUGGAUAUUGUUGGGCCUACUUUGUGGAAGGGGGAACUGUGUUACGAUUUUGCUACAAAGAAAUUGUUCCUACAGAGUG